Klebsormidium nitens is the source of this 954-nucleotide messenger RNA. The record is from the annotation of a GenBank genome assembly. NCBI's taxonomy places the organism in Eukaryota, Viridiplantae, Streptophyta, Klebsormidiophyceae, Klebsormidiales, Klebsormidiaceae.
AUGCUCAAAGUACCCAUUGAAAACUUCCACAAGCUGUACUUUUGGACCAUUCAAUACCACUGCACGUCCCGCUUCUGCUUUCAAGCGCAGCUGCCCUUCGCAGAGAUUUUUUUGGAGUGGUGCGAGAGCAGGGCCAAAUAUCAUGUGAAGGGGAUUCCUGUACCAGAGAUCACCAUCCAAGUGGUUAGCAGCGCACACUGGCUGUCUCUAGCGGGGCUAGCCUCUACUGCUGCAGUCCUAACCAUUUUGCAGAAGCUGGAUGGAGACCAUGGGGAUUACAAGAUUGCCAACAGGAAUACAAUAAUCACCUUCUUUCUAGGCCUUUUGGCAAUGACUGCCAUGGUUCUGGUCGGCGUGGUUGACUGCGCGAAUCGCUUAGAGGCGGCCGCGGUCCAAUGGGUGAUAACCACAGCGCUUCAUGCGCUGAGCCCGGUGGAGCUUGCCUUUGGAGUUGCAAACGGCAUCAGGCUGCACACAUUCCAGCAGGCGCUGCAAGGCAAGGGGCCAGAUGCUACGGAGCAGUGGGGGGAUAUGAAAGGCUCUGGGCACGAAGAUGGCACUCCUUGCUACACUCAGAUAUUCACCCAAGGAGUUGACCCGCUGUCCGGCGUUGCUGCAUUGUAUCCCGGGGAUCUGCCUCUGAAAGCACUUGCCACAGGGCUGAUAAUGGUGCUUUCCUCGGUUGGCAUCUACUACACAGAUGCGAAAACUGAUAUAACAACUGCUGUUAUCGGUGUAAUGGUGUUGUAUCUUGGGACAGCUGCGCUAUGCAUUCAGUACGUCCUCAACCUGAGGCUGGCAGCCAUCAAGUUGACAAGAGCUGCUGAGAGGGCCUACAAUGCAGCAGGGAUUGCUUACUGGUGCCGGCAGCCAACGGUGACGGUGCCGGAGACAAUGCAGGGCAAGCGCAGGCCAAUGGUGAAGCGGUUUGAGCAGUGGUGCAUGGGGCCUUGA